AGAAAAAAAAAACCCAAACCCCAAACGGUCAUCCCCUCGCCUCCCUCUCUUUCUCUCUCUGCUCUCCCAUUCGAAUCAAUGGCAAUGGGCGGCAGCGGCGGCGCGGCGGCGCCCCCGCACGGCCAGGUCUAUCUGUCCGAGUGGCGCCGUGCGUUCGACCGCCUGGUGAAGAUGCUGCGCCAGACGCACGCGCAGGCCGAGGCGCUCGCGGUCGAGCGCGCACACCUCUUGACCGAGCUCGAGUUCCAUCGCUGCGGCCGGCGCGAGCGCGAGGACAUCUUCCAGGCCCGCAUCCAGAAGAUCUCGAGGGAAGAGGCGCGCAGGAAGAGGGCCGAGAAGGUCGAGGCGGCGAAGCGUCUUGGGAAGAAGGAAAUGGAGCUUUGCUGCUACCAGAAGUUAGCAGAACUCGCAGAGAAUGAUUUGGAGGAUUUCAGAAGUUUUAUAUCCACUUUGGCUGCUGAAAACAACGAACUCAAGAUAAAACUGAAGGAGAUUGAAAGUCAGGCAGAGCUUAGUGAAAGCAAUGUCAGUCACCAGCACAGCGCAAAAGAUUUAAGGGCAGAGUUAAGGAAACUAAAGCAAGCUUACAAGACCCUGAGCUCAGAGAAGGACAAGGAAAUUUCUGCAAUACGUGCAGAAAGAAAUUUUGUGUGGAACCAGCAUAACACAAUGGAGAAGGAGUACAGAGAAAUCUGUAAGAAAAAGACCAUAGAGGCGAAGCAAGCUACUGAAGCAGCAGAAAAGCUUCAGCAGAAUGUAGAUGAGUUGAAAGUGGCAGCCCAACAGAAGGAUGAUGAAAUCAACAGACUGCGAGCAGAGGUGGUUAGUGCCAAAGAGAAGAUGAUAAGUCUUGAGGAUGAGCUAAAACAAAUGCACUCCAUGGUCAAGGGUAACUAUGUUGAAACUGAUAAACAUAAAGAUGAUCAACCUGAGACUAGUGGAAAGUGUAAGCAGAAUAUUAAUGAGACAAACAGAAAAUCUAAGUCUGAAGGUCCCGUUUCAAUGGAAAAAUCAAGCAAUUCCCAGGCCACAUCAGUUAAGAGAGAAGUGAAGACUUCCAGAACGCGCGUGCCAAGUGCAAAAGAGAUACAAAGUCAAUCAAGAGGGCAAUCUGAUGCUAGUCAAAAGCGCAAGCGUGGCUUGUCCUUAUAUGGUCCCCGACCUUGUUCCACAAGGCUUCAAGUUAGAACCCCCGCGUUGCCCAUGCUCUUCUCCCCCUGUUUCACGGUUCCAAGGCUGGAAAGGCCCCAACUGCCUAGCCCGAAGCCUCUGUAGCCAGAUAUCCUGACAUGUGCAAUUGUUCAUACACACCCUUCUCUGACAGUAUUUAGGCGAGGCUAAGCUUAUCAGUUGCUACUCCCGCGCCCAGCUCGACGCGAAGCGGCAAUGGAUGAUUGACUGUGUUUGUAACUUAUGCUUCUUUUUAACUCCUUCUAAGAGUUUUUGCGUGUGUUGGUGCCGUGCCAAUGGAUGUUAUUUAUGUAAGCCCCCUGCUGGUAGAAUCUGUGGAUGCCCUAAUGUCAGAUUGGUUGGUUUCUGAGAGUUUGUUGGGGUUGCAUGUUUGUACCACUACCAUUGGCCGUGUGUACUACUGUGCUUGUAUAUGAAUGGAUACUAAAGUAUUAUGUGUGGCUUUGCGAGUUCCUGGUGGUAUGAAUUAUUCAGAAAUUUGUUGA
Molecule: messenger RNA, 1676 nt
Organism: Phragmites australis (common reed)
Lineage: Eukaryota; Viridiplantae; Streptophyta; Magnoliopsida; Poales; Poaceae
Exons: 5
Coding region: 79-1275 (398 amino acids)
Source: RefSeq, a predicted model, not a curated record